UCCGCGCCCGCCGCGCCUGCCAUGGCCGAGAGCGCCCCGGCCCCGGCCAAAGCCCCCGCCAAGAAGCCGAAGAAGGCGGCGAGCGGCUCGAAAGCCCGCAAGCCCGCGGGGCCCAGCGUCACCGAGCUCAUCACCAAGGCCGUGUCCGCCUCCAAGGAGCGCAAGGGGCUCUCCCUCGCCGCGCUCAAGAAGGCGCUGGCUGCCGGCGGCUACGAUGUGGAGAAGAACAACAGCCGCAUCAAGCUGGGGCUCAAGAGCCUCGUCAGCAAGGGCACCCUGGUGCAGACCAAGGGCACCGGCGCCUCCGGCUCCUUCCGCCUCAGCAAGAAACCCGGGGAAGCAAAAGAAAAGGCUCCUAUGAAGGAAAAAACUACAGCAACCAAGCCCAAGAAGCCGGUGGCAAAGAAGCCUGCCAGCGCCGCCAAGAAGGCGGUGACAGCUAAGAAGAACCCCAAGAAAGUUAAGCCGGCAGCCAGGAAAGCAGCCAAGAGUAGCAAGAAGGUGACAAAGGCUGUCAAGCCCAAGAAAGCGGUGGUAGCAGCAAAGAGCCCGGCUAAAGCAAAGGUGGUGAAGCCCAAAUCAGCCAAGCCGAAAGCUGCCAAGGCAAAGAAGGCGGCUCCCAAGAAGAAGUAA
Pseudopodoces humilis (Tibetan ground-tit) is the source of this 633-nucleotide messenger RNA. Its product is annotated as histone H1.01-like. The record is from RefSeq and is a predicted model, not a curated record. Gene Ontology annotation, molecular function: structural constituent of chromatin; DNA binding. Gene Ontology annotation, biological process: nucleosome assembly. NCBI's taxonomy places the organism in Eukaryota, Metazoa, Chordata, Aves, Passeriformes, Paridae. Gene Ontology annotation, cellular component: nucleosome.